GCAACACCAAUAGCAACAGCAGCAGCAGCAGCAGCAGCAGCAGCAGGGUCCAGCUGUGGACACUUCGACCCUUGAGAAGCUCUUCUGAAUCUUCUAGCACUCAGCUAGCCCCCAAGCCCUCUUCACAAUAUACCCACCCUCGUCCUGGAGGUUUGAAAUCUGGACCAGGGCAUGGUGUGCUGAGGACCCUCUGGAGCACGUUAUCCUGACCUGGACUUGAAGAAACCCAAGGCCGGAGACAACAUGGCCAACCCAGUACAGCCUCCGCUUCAAGACCCAGGCUCCACCUCACCCUUGGAACUGCCUGAGAUGCAGAAACUUCUCACCAAAGUGGAGAACAAGGAUGACCAAGCCCUGAAUCUGUCCAAGUCUCUGUCAGGAGCUCUGGACCUGGAGCAGAAUGGUCACAGCCUGCCCUUCAAGGUCAUCUCCGAGGGGCACCGCCAGUCCUCCCUUUCUGGCUCCCCUUCCCGGGCCAGCUCUCGGCGAGCGUCUUCCAUCAUCACCACCUCCUAUGCCCAGGACCAAGAAGCCCCCAAAGAUUACCUGGUCCUUGCCAUUGCCUCGUGCUUCUGCCCUGUCUGGCCCCUCAACCUCAUUCCCCUCAUCUUUUCUAUCAUGUCUCGAAGUAGUGUGCAGCAGGGGGACCUGGAUGGGGCGCGGAGGCUGGGCCGCCUGGCGCGGCUACUCAGCAUCACCUUCAUCAUCCUGGGCAUCGUCAUCAUCAUUGUGGCUGUCACUGUCAACUUCACAGUUUCCAAGUAACCGCGGGAGCUGUUUCUAGCGGAGGCAGAUGCCGGCCAGCUGGAGAGUCCAAACACAUGUCCCCACACAUUACAAAGGACAGGAUGGUGGCUGCUGAGUGCCCACCUGUCCCCAAGCUCCAAAAGCACAAACUUGGAGGGAAAUCUCCACAUCACUCCAUUGUCAGCCUACGGCAGAUGGGAAGGAAAGUCUGGAAUGAAGUUGGCCGUGGACUCAAUCUCAUAGUCAUGUCUCUCGCCUUUUGACCUCAGUUCUCGGGCUUGUUCUCUUCCCACAAUUCCUGGGACUUACGUAGAGUAAACUGCCAGAACGGGAAGAAAACCAGCCUGCGGCCAAGAAAGAAGCCCUGGGUGUCUAUGAACGUGAGCGCCUCCUGGCCGCUGUCUUUUCUAUUUUUCUCGAGGGGGAAUAAACAGACUGUUUGCAUGCUUUGUACUGAACAUCCACCAGUGACCCCAGCCAGAGCCCAAGGAGAACCUGUCACUCAGCACAGGCCCUGGAUACCCACUGGCAAAGAGAAGAACUAUGCGGAAAUCCUCCAUUGAUGACUGGCUAGGGAUAGCAUCACAGACCUGGUGCUCUUGCUGAACAUCACGCUGAGGCUUCUCUACCAAGGACUCUGGAUCCAGACUAUCUCCCAGAACCACAGAUCUGCCUCUUGAUUUCCACCUGUGCUGUAGUCUGUGGGCACCAACCUGGAAGCCCUAGAACUUGGCCUGUCUCAGGUCAGCCAUGGGGAGGGGCAGGGUUUGUUUUCUCUCUCUUGCCGCUGACUCUUUGGAGGUCUGAGAUCCCACCUUGGUAACCCACGUGAGUAACCCAGGAGACCUAUACAGGGGAUUCAGGGGAACCCACACAGAAGAGCUGAAUCCUGGCUUCAGACUGUUAGCCGAGCUCUACGGAUGUUCUGUGCCUGGUCUUACAUCCCUGGCCAUCCGCAGCAACAAAGGCUUUCCCUAGAGGUAGCUUUGAGACUCCUACUGGACUCUCCUGUUUAUUUGUAGGCCCUGGGGAGUCACUGCAGCUUCUAAGGGAGAGGGCGAGAGAAUUCUUAGUAAGGUUUGUUAUUUCUUGAUGUGGAGCUCAAGGAGUCUAGCAGGAAAGGUUCAGCUCAAAGGGCAGUCUGGGGAGUGGGACCAGGACAGGAAGCAAAGGCCCAGUAGCCAUAGCCUCUUGUCUUAGGACGGAGCAGAAGAUGGGAAGGAAGCUAAAACAAAAACAAAAACAAAAACAAAAUCCUCUGCCAAACAGCUUCAUG
Apodemus sylvaticus (European woodmouse) is the source of this 2023-nucleotide messenger RNA. RefSeq names its product trafficking regulator of GLUT4 (SLC2A4) 1 (gene Trarg1). NCBI's taxonomy places the organism in Eukaryota, Metazoa, Chordata, Mammalia, Rodentia, Muridae. The record is from RefSeq and is a predicted model, not a curated record. The transcript is spliced from 3 exons. Bases 244 to 765 code for a protein of 173 amino acids. Gene Ontology annotation, cellular component: membrane.